CACGUAGUCAUAGCCAUCGCGUUUCUACUUCUAGCUGUCUGGGGAUGGUUUUAUAUCUGCUCACUCGGUAUUUUCGCCUGGAGUCUUGCAUAUCUAUGUCUCAACUGUGCCAAUGCGUCGUAUCUGUUCUAUCGGAUCAGACCCGUGCGUCUGACACAAGAGCAGAAGGACGUUUACGAAGCAGUCUUCAAACCACUAAAAGUGCCACGUCAUUCUUACAAGAAACUGUGUAAUAUCGGCCGGACAGCUUCCCUCACGAUCGGAGAGAACUAUGCCAUUGAAGGGCAGACUCCGUGCAACCGUUUAUCGCUUCUUGUGAGUGGAAAAGUUAAAGUCUUCUGUGAAGGGGAAUUUUUACACAAUAUUCUGGAGCAUCAGUUUCUAGAUUCGCCUGAAUGGGAAUCUUACCACAACGAGACUAACGAGUCCGACGUGUUUCAGGUAACCCUGACUGCAACCACCUACUGCCGAUUCAUGUCAUGGACACGAAGGAACCUCCAGAUCCUGCUCAAAGAGGAUGAAUACCUGGGAACUGUCUUCUCAAACCUGAUUGGCAAGGACAUCACCAAGAAGCUGUACCUGUUGACCGAGAGGAAUAUCACAAGAAAAGGCUCCAGGCCUGACAUUCGUCUCCCAAGUGCCGGUAAACAACCGCCUCCUAAUUACGACUUAAAGGGACAUUUAGCUGCGGGUAUUAGAGGUGCAUGCGGUGUUGGGCUUCCAAAUUAUGGGACGAGUUACGAUCCUGUGAGGGACUACGAGGCUUAUCAAGAAAAUCCCGCUUUGUUUGAGGAACGCUUUCACGAUGAUCGAGCACCUUUGGCGAACACACACGAGGUGGCUUAG
Molecule: messenger RNA, 846 nt
Organism: Saccoglossus kowalevskii
Lineage: Eukaryota; Metazoa; Hemichordata; Enteropneusta; Harrimaniidae
Product: popeye domain-containing 2-like
Biological process (GO): regulation of membrane potential; skeletal muscle tissue development; striated muscle cell differentiation
Cellular component (GO): sarcolemma
Molecular function (GO): cAMP binding
Source: RefSeq, a predicted model, not a curated record